Molecule: messenger RNA, 2613 nt
Organism: Sarcophilus harrisii (Tasmanian devil)
Lineage: Eukaryota; Metazoa; Chordata; Mammalia; Dasyuromorphia; Dasyuridae
Gene: MFSD8
Product: major facilitator superfamily domain containing 8
Exons: 12
Coding region: 272-1831 (519 amino acids)
Biological process (GO): transmembrane transport
Cellular component (GO): lysosomal membrane
Molecular function (GO): transmembrane transporter activity
Source: RefSeq, a predicted model, not a curated record
CCAGGCCCAUCUUCGUGCGCACGCGCCCUAAACCCUAAGCAAGGCAAGCUUCGGCUGCCUACUUCACCCUGCUGCGCACGCGCCCCGGCGUCGCGGAAAAAAAAAAAAAAAAAAAAAAAAAAAAAAAGAAAGAAAAAAAAAAGCGAAGGGCGCCGGCUGAAGAAGGGUCUCGAAGUCUCGCGAGAGUCGGCUCCGAACCUGCGCUUUCUCCGCCUCCUCCUUAGGCUUAGAGUAGGGGGUCCAGCUCCGAGUUGGGGGUCCCGAGUUCGUCAUGGCCGCCCGCGGAACCGCAGAGGAGCGGCAGCCUUUGCUGGGCGAGCAGGACCCGGGGAGCAGUCAGUGGGAUGUUAUAGAAACUGAAGAGCAUUAUAGGAGUCGAUGGCGUUCCAUUCGCAUCCUAUAUCUCACUAUGUUUUUCAUUAGUGUAGGAUUUUCAAUUGUAAUUAUGUCAAUAUGGCCAUUCCUCCAAAAGAUUGAUCCUACAGCAGAUACAAGUUUUUUGGGUUGGAUUAUUGCUUCUUAUAGUCUUGGCCAGAUGGUAGCUUCGCCUAUAUUUGGCUGGUGGUCUAAUUUUAGACCAAGGAAAGAACCUCUUGUGAUCUCAAUCUUCAUUUCAGUGGCAGCUAAUUGCCUCUAUGCCUAUGUCCAUGUACCUCCCUCCCACAAUAAAUACUACAUGUUGGUUGCUCGAGGACUUGUGGGAUUUGGAGCAGGAAAUGUAGCAGUAAUUAGAUCUUAUAUUGCUGGUGCUACUUCCCUUCAAGAAAGAACCAGUGCUAUGGCCAACACUAGUGCUUCUCAGGCCUUUGGCUUUAUCCUGGGUCCAGUUUUUCAGACAUGCUUUGCCCUGAUUGGAGAAAAGGGAGUAACGUGGGAAGCUAUUGAUCUUCAGGUGAACAUGUAUACAGCCCCAGCUCUACUCGGUGCCUUUUUGGGAGUUAUCAAUAUUAUCUUGAUCUUUGCUAUAUUAAGGGAACAUCGUGUGGAUGAUUCAGGAAGACAGUGUAAAAGCGUAAAUUUUGACAAAGCAAGCACAGAUGCAAUUCAUGACACCCAAGGAAGCAUUGAUCAAGUUGCUGUUGUCACCACCAACAUUCUUUUCUUCAUCACCCUGUUUAUAUUUGCUCUUUUUGAAACCAUUGCUACUCCGCUAACAAUGGAUAUGUAUGCUUGGACCAGAGAACAAGCAGUUUUAUAUAAUGGAAUAAUACUAGCUAUUGUUGGAGUUGAAGCAGUCAUUGUUUUCAUGGGAAUGAAAACACUUUCCAAAAAAACUGGAGAGCGUAUACUUCUGCUUGGAGGAUUCAUAGUUGUUUUAAUUGGAUUCUUUAUCUUGUUACCUUGGGGAAAUCAGUUUCCAAAGAUACAGUGGGAAGAUUUACAUAAUAAUUCGAUUCCUAAUAAAUCAUCUGGAGAAAAGUUUAUGUAUUUUUGGAAGUUAUCAACAGGAAAUUCUAGUGAAGCUCCAACUGGCUGCCCAGUGAAGCAGUCCUGGUGUUUUUACACUCCAGUGAUUCACUUGGCCCAGUUCGCUGUUGCUGCUGCGCUAAUAGGGAUAGGCUAUCCAGCCUGCAGUGUUAUGUCCUAUACUUUAUACUCAAAAAUUUUGGGACCAAAACCUCAGGGCGUCUACAUGGGUUGGUUAACAGCUUCUGGAAGUGGAGCAAGGAUUCUCGGACCAGUGUUUGUUAGCCAAACAUAUAUUUACCUAGGGCCUCGAUGGUCAUUUGGCUUAGUCUGUGGAAUCAUUGUAUUAACUAUCAUACUUGUGGGAGCAAUUUAUAAGAGACUGAUUGCUUUUUCUGUACGACAUGGGAGGCUUCAAGAGUAAGCUUAGCAUAGUUAAGUUGAAAAGGUGAAGAGUUUCAUAUCAAGAUUGCUAUGAGUCUGGGAUAUUUAUUUCUAAAAAAAGAGGUGAUUUUUAUGAAGGCUCAUGUUAAUAUUCUAAGUCUUAUAAUAAGUAUUAAAAACAGGCUAAAUUUUGCCCCUCUUGCUUUGUACCAUAGGGCAAGUUAAUUCUUCUUAAAUUGUAUCAAAUUUCCAUAUUUACAAGGUGAAACAGAUUUAUUUUACAUCUUCCAAACUAAUGAUCCAACAGCAAUAUAUAAAGAUUAGCAACAUUCUUUUUUUUUUUUUUUCCCUGAGGCAAUUGGAGUUAAGUAACUUGCCCAGAGUCACCCAGCUGCACCAUUCUUAUAAGGUAAAGCUGCACUUGUUUUAAUAAAUUAGUUUUGAAUCAGGUUUAUAAUCAUUUUGAUUAUAUCAGUUUAUUGAUUUAUAUCAAGUAUAUAAUUUAUUGAUUAUAUCAAUUAUUAUUGAUUAUAUUUUUAAAAAGACCACAAAGAAAAUCAUCUUCCUAGGUUCAAAUAAUUGAUUAUUUAUAAUCAGAGAACUAGAACAAAAAUGUAGAAACUACUGAUUAUAGUGUGGGUUAGAGAGACUAGCUCCAAAUUUCCACACCACAAAAAAAUUAGAAAUGUAUAUUACUAUAGAUUAUAUUAUUGUUCAGUUGUUUUAGUCAUGUCCAAUAUGAAUCCAUUUGGGGUUUUCUUGGCAAAGAUUAGAGUGUUGCCAUUUUCAUUCUGCAGCUUUUUCUUUAAAAAAAAAAAAAAA